Messenger RNA from Histoplasma capsulatum G186AR, 1413 nucleotides. RefSeq names its product aminotransferase. The transcript has 3 exons. Lineage: Eukaryota; Fungi; Ascomycota; Eurotiomycetes; Onygenales; Ajellomycetaceae. The record is from RefSeq and is a predicted model, not a curated record. Gene Ontology annotation, molecular function: pyridoxal phosphate binding; L-2-aminoadipate:2-oxoglutarate transaminase activity. Gene Ontology annotation, biological process: biosynthetic process. The coding region runs from base 1 to 1413 and encodes 470 amino acids.
AUGCCUGCCCUCUCCUCCGCCGCGACAGCCAUCCUCUCCAACCCGCUCCUCUCCACUCCGGCUCUCAACUAUGGGCCAGAUGAUGGAGAUCCCUCCCUCCGCGCUGAGAUCGCCCGCUGGCUCUCUGACUUCUACUCCCCGCCGUCCCCCGUACCAGCUUCCCGCAUCUGUAUCACCGGUGGAGCCAGCCAGAAUCUCGCCUGUCUACUCCAGGUAUUCUCUGACCCGCUGUACACUAAGAAUGUAUGGAUGGUGGCGCCGACGUAUCACUUGGCUUGUAGAAUUUUUGAUGAUGCGGGGUUUGCGGGGCGGUUGAGGGGGGUGAGGGAAGAUGAGGAGGGGUUGGAUGUAGCGGAACUGGAGACGGGCUUGGAGAGGAGUGAGGAACGAACAAGAGCUGAAUGGAAGCGGGUGGGCGACUGGAAUCGAAACCAGGGCGAGGAAAAUCUUGAACUGAGAUGCGCCUUCAAACCUUCCCGUCCUUGGCGAAAGCUGUAUAAGCAUAUCAUCUACACAACCCCUACAUUUUCAAACCCUUCGACAAAGAUAAUGAGUCUGCGGCGUCGGGAAGAGCUUGUCCGGCUUGCGAGAAAAUACGACGCCCUAAUCAUCUCCGACGACGUAUACGAUCAUCUUCAAUGGCCUGCUUUUCCAUCCGUAUCGGCUAAGGAAAAAUAUCCACACAAAGCCGUUGUUUCUCGUAUCGUCGAUGUUGAUCGAUAUCUCGAUGGCGGGCCAUCAGGAGAGUUCGGAAAUGCCGUUAGCAAUGGCAGUUUUAGCAAACUCAUCGGCCCUGGAUGUCGCGUUGGCUGGGCGGAAGGGACUGAAAAACUUGUCUAUGGUCUGUCACAGGUUGGCUCCUCGCGUUCGGGUGGCUGUCCCUCGCAGUUCACAUCAACUUUCAUCCGCGAGCUACUAGCUUCAAACGCACUAAAAACGCAUAUCAGAACCAUCCUGCAACCUGCGUAUUCAAAACGCUACCACACCCUCACGACAGCCGUGCAAAAACACCUCGUCCCUCUCGGCGUGUCGUUGCCAACUGGUCCAGCAAAUGAAACUUCCACUGACGCCGUGAGAAAUGGCAGCACGAUCAGCGCUUGUACCAACGGUAAGGGUGCUAUUGCAGGCGGUUACUUCCUUUGGCUUCGCCUCCCACCCGGCCUGAGAGCUAGCGACCUAGCGAAGAAGGCGCAUGAGGAAGAGAAUUUGAUUAUUGCCAAUGGAAGUUUGUUUAAAGUUGUUCGCGAGGGUCCUGGAGACGGCAAUGGUGAUGGUGGCGGAGAGAAGGAGCCGGAAGAUUUUGAGGGGUUUGUGAGGUUGUGCUUCGCGUGGGAGGAAGAAGAGAAGUUUGAUGAAGGGGCAGCGAGACUUGCGAGGUUGAUUCGGAGGGAAAUGCAUAGAGCAGAUUCGUAA